CUCACUUCUCACCACCACCACUCCCACACCGCCACCAUGGAUGUUUUCUGGACUUUACCACCGGUCACUAGAACCAUCGCUACUGCAGCUGUAGUUGUAUCAGCAUUGGGGUACGCAGGCAUUCUCGAGUUGAUGCAGUUUGUCUAUAUCCCACAGUAUGUGUUCACUGUGUCGAUGCUGCCGCAGGUGUGGAGGGCCAUAACUGCGUUCUUCAUAACGAAGCCGAAGUUUGGCAUCAUCAUGGACCCCUACUUCUUGUACCAGUACGGUAGUGGUCUUGAGCGCGAGUCUUCUCGUUUCUCUCAACCCGGCGAUUUCUUCGUCUACACCGUAUUUCUGGGGUCAUUCAUAGUAGCACUUGCUGGCCAUAUUCUAGGCGGUAUGACGUUCCUUGCAGCCCUCUCCUUGGGCUACGCCUACACGUAUGCGCAAGACAACCCAACUCGCCAAGUGACUUUCUUCAUCAUCACUUUUGACGCCAAAUUCCUUCCCUUCGCUCUCCUCUUCAUGACCCUGAUCCUCGACGGCCCUGAGCAAACCAUGACACAAGCCACCGGUCUUAUCGCGGCGCACAUGUUCGAUUUCUUGACCAGGAUCUGGCCGACAUUCGGCGGCGGCACAAACUACAUCACCACGCCUCAGACUGUGAAGCGGUGGUUUGGAGCAAGGCCUGGGGCGAGGCAGGAACGGUCCUACGGUUUUGCACAACAGGGCGGAGGUGCUGCGGAACCUCCCAGUGCCGGAAGGACUACUGGGGCUCAGUGGGGACCUGGAAGGAGAUUGGGUGAUUGA
This is a messenger RNA of Periconia digitata, 792 nucleotides long. NCBI's taxonomy places the organism in Eukaryota, Fungi, Ascomycota, Dothideomycetes, Pleosporales, Periconiaceae. The record is from the annotation of a GenBank genome assembly.